UAGGAGGUGGAUGCGGGGGGCGGGGGGAGGCCGCGCAGCGUGGAUUCUGGGUGACGCGCCGGUGGAAAGGAAAGGCGGGAGCGCUCGCUUGGGCGCGGAUCCAGGGGAAUCCAAGCCCGGAUUGCGAACGCCGGGAACCGCUGUUCUCGGAGACGGGGCGGUGGAGGCAAACGAGCGCUCGCCUUUGAGAUUACCUCUCCAAAGAGGCCAUGGCACGACGUAUGCGCAAUAGUAGAGCUUGGCACUAUGUCCUGAGUGGAGUUCGCCGAGAGGCAGACUCACAGACGGUAACAGUGGCCUCUGGAGCCCAUGGUUGGUCAUCUGACACUGAUGGGCAGCAGCACAGCGACUCUGAUUCAGAGCCAGAAUUUCCUUCGCAGUUGCCUUCCAUACCCACAGCAAUACCUGUGACAGGAGAGUCUUACUGCAACUGUGAGAACCAGAAUGAAACCCCAUACUGCUCCAGCUUCCACAUGGCUCACCGGAUGAAAGAUUGCCAGUGUGGAGAGGAAGAUGAAUAUUUUGACUGGGUAUGGGAUGAAUUGAACAAAUCGGCAAAUACUCUUUUGACCUGUGACAACCGUAAGGUAAAUUUCCACAUGGAUUACAGUUGUGGUACUGCUGCCAUCCGGGGUAACAAGGAGCUAGCAGAGGGCCAGCACUUCUGGGAAAUCAAGAUGACCUCACCUGUCUAUGGCACUGACAUGAUGGUAGGAAUUGGAACAUCAGAUGUGAACCUAGAUAAGUUCCGUCACACGUUCUGUAGCCUGUUGGGCAAAGAUGAAGACAGCUGGGGUCUCUCCUAUACAGGGCUCCUCCAGCACAAGGGAGAGCGGAGUAACUUUUCAACAAGAUUUGGACAGGGUUCCAUUAUUGGGGUGCAUCUGGACACAUGGCAUGGGACUCUAACCUUUUUCAAAAACAGGAAAUGUAUAGGUGUGGCUGCCACCAAGCUCCAGAACAAGAGGGUCUACCCUAUGGUGUGUUCGACUGCAGCCAAAAGUAGCAUGAAAAUAAUCCGCUCCUGUGCUACCCCCACCUCACUGCAGUACCUCUGCUGUUACCGCCUCCGUCAGCUGCUUCCUGACUAUGUGGACACGCUAGAGGUGCUUCCCCUCCCUCCAGGACUCAAGCAGAUUUUGCACAACAGAUUGGGCUGGGUAUUGAGCAUGAACUGUGGCUCGCUCCAGACCUCCUCUUCUACCUCCUCAGGAAGCGAUUCAGACAGCUCUUGUGGGUCGGAUGCUGAGGCACGUCAUCGGAAGAGAUGCAGGUGGAGGACUUAACUUUUUUCCCCUUUAAAGACAGCGUCAUGAAGGACGAGGGGUUCUCUCAGAGUUACAGAGUGACAUUUACCUUCGUGAUUGUACCCUGUUUGAACACAAAAGCCUGUUCAACUCUGGACAACAUCUGCCUUUAGGAGACAGGCAAUUUCCACAGCUUCAUUGUACCGGUGGCCAGCUGGUCAUCAACUCUGGUUUGCCAAGUUUUCUUUCUUCCUGCAGCCAA
Python bivittatus (Burmese python) is the source of this 1509-nucleotide messenger RNA. It is a transcript of the gene SPSB3, whose product is annotated as splA/ryanodine receptor domain and SOCS box containing 3. Gene Ontology annotation, cellular component: SCF ubiquitin ligase complex. Gene Ontology annotation, biological process: proteasome-mediated ubiquitin-dependent protein catabolic process. The record is from RefSeq and is a predicted model, not a curated record. NCBI's taxonomy places the organism in Eukaryota, Metazoa, Chordata, Lepidosauria, Squamata, Pythonidae. Gene Ontology annotation, molecular function: protein binding.